CUCAAGAAUAAUUUGCAGACAACUAAUGGAAAUGAUUACGAGAUCCUAAUCGGAGACAACAGUUUUAGUGCCAGUACUUCCGCCUCGAGUUCUGUGUCGGGAAGCAGUACUAGUAGUGAAGACCAUAAGACAUAUCACUAUUAUGUCUCAUCGCCUCAUCAUUUCUUACUUUCUUCUCACUCUUUGAACAGAAGGCAGAGUUUCAAAUGCGGGACCAAUUGUUACGAACGCAACAGACAUNAUGUCUCAUCGCCUCAUCACUUCUUACUUGUGUUAUUCCUCAUAAUAUACGUUAUGCUCAUUCUGUUGGGCGCCUCAGUCUUCUCACUCUUUGAACAGAAGGCAGAGUUUCAAAUGCGGGACCAAUUGUUACGAACGCAACAGACAUUCCUGGCCAGACAUCCCUGUGUCGAUGCCGAAUCGCUCGAUGCGUUUGUCGAGUCCGUAAUUAAAUCAUUGGACAAAGGGGUGAAUUUGCAUCAACUCAAUCAAGUGCUCAAAUUGAGAGGUCAUCGCAAUCUAAAUGCUGCGCCCACUCAGCCAUCGCUAACACAUACUGCUCAGAGUAUUAGCCACAGAACUGAUGACAACGACAAGCAAUUCAAAGAAACCUAUAAGAGUUACACUAAAGAACCUAAAGUGGGAUCUCAUGAGAAAAGAGAGUCAAAAGUGCGACAGAAUAACCAAAUGUCAGAUGUGUUGUCGUCUGGUAUUCCCACAGAAUAUUCCAAUUGGGAAUUCACGUCGAGUUUGAUGUUUGUGACGAGUGUUGUGACCACUAUUGGUUACGGACACAUCACACCCAUCACAACGGAGGGCAAAAUAUUUUGCCUCAUAUUCUCGUGCGUUGCCAUCCCUUUCACUCUAGUAUUUCUAUCGAUAAUAGUAUCGCUACUAAAGAACGGUCCGAUCAGGAUAUUUGAGAAAUGGCUCAUCAAAAUGUUUUCCACACGCUUUCAAAAUACGCCCGAUUUCUUCAUACGAUUACUUCAUGUGAUGAUUGUAACCAUAAUUCUACUCUUAUUAAUAUUAGUUUUUCCGGCGUUUCUCUUCUCGUAUAUGGAGAAGGAAUGGUCUUUUCUCGACGCUAUCUAUUAUUGCUAUAUAAGUCUGACAACUGUUGAAAAAGAGGAAAUCGAUGAACACAUGAAAAUUGUUGAGUUCAAUAAGACCAACAAUUAUGGCACUCAAUUCAAUGCUCAAAAA
Molecule: messenger RNA, 1206 nt
Organism: Medioppia subpectinata
Lineage: Eukaryota; Metazoa; Arthropoda; Arachnida; Sarcoptiformes; Oppiidae
Source: the annotation of a GenBank genome assembly